UAUUUAUUUUUACUAAUUCGCUUGUUAGGGUUUCUAACACAAGCAUUUUUUCUAGCUGCCAGCAGACCACGCACCAGUACUCUGUCAUUUCUGCGAGCUCAAGGACUCCUCUCCCUCUCUCUCCCUCUCCAUGGACGGCGUUACAGAGAGAACCGCGCAAGCAAUUUCCGAAAUAUCCAUGGAUUCUUCUUCUCCUACGGAAUCGACAGCGUCUGCUGAAGCGCUAAGCAAGAAUGCCCGCAAGAAGGAACUAAAGAAUAAGCAGAGGGAAGAGGAAAGACGGCGCAAAGAGGAGGAAAAAGCGAGACAGGCUGCUACCAUGCCAAGCUCCCAAGUCCAGAAGCACCAAGUAGCUGAUGAUGAAGACAUGGAUCCAACGCAAUACUUUGAAAAUAGGCUGAAAGUACUUGCAGCUCAAAAGGAAUCUGGCAGUAAUCCAUAUCCUCACAAAUUUUUUGUUUCGAUGUCUAUACUUGAAUACAUAAAAGAGUAUAGAAGUUUAAGCGAUGGAUGUCAUCUUGAGGGAGAUACAGUAUCAUUGGCUGGGAGAAUUAUGAGCAAACGAUCUUCCUCUUCAAAGCUGUUCUUUUAUGAUUUGCAUGGUGGUGGUACCAAAGUCCAAGUUAUGGCUGAUGCAAGGAGCUCAGGCAUGGAUGAAGCUGAGUUUUCUAAGCUUCAUUCUGGUGUGAAGCGUGGGGAUAUUGUUGGUGUCACUGGAUUUCCAGGAAAAACUAAACGAGGGGAACUGAGCAUUUUCCCUAAAUCAUUCAUAAUCUUAUCACAUUGUCUCCAUAUGAUGCCAAGGCAAAAGGCAGCUCGAGGUUCAGAUGAUGCAAAUGCAAAGAAAAUUGAUGCCUGGCACCCAGGGAAUGCAAGGAAUCCUGACGCAUAUAUUUUGAAGGAUCAGGAAACUCGAUAUCGUCAACGUUACUUAGAUUUGAUGUUGAAUAUGGAGGUCCGUGAAAUAUUCAAGACCCGGGCUAAGAUUGUUUCUUAUGUUAGAAGAUUUCUUGACAGUCUUGAUUUCUUGGAGGUUGAAACACCCAUGAUGAACAUGAUUGCGGGCGGUGCAGCUGCCCAUCCAUUUGUGACCCAUCACAACGAGCUGAAUAUGAAGCUGUACAUGCGCAUUGCCCCUGAACUUUAUCUUAAAGAGUUGAUUGUUGGUGGACUAGACCGUGUCUAUGAGAUAGGAAAGCAAUUUAGGAAUGAAGGGAUUGACUUGACUCAUAAUCCUGAGUUCACUACGUGUGAGUUUUAUAUGGCGUUUGCAGAUUACAAUGACUUGAUGGAGCUCACUGAGAAAAUGUUGAGUGGGAUGGUCAAGGAGCUGACAGGCAGUUGUAAAGUUAAGUAUCAUGCAAAUGGAUUAGACAAGGAUCCAAUUGAGAUUGACUUUACCCCUCCUUUCAGAAGAAUUGACAUGAUAGAUGAGCUGGAGAAGAUGGCAAAGCUCAGUAUACCCAAAGAUUUUUCAAGUGAGGAAACAAACAAAUAUUUGGCAGAUGCUUGCGCGAAGUUUGAUAUUAAAUGUCCCCCUCCUCAGACAACAGCUCGUUUAUUGGACAAACUAGUGGGGCACUUCUUGGAGGAGACGUGUGUAAAUCCUAGUUUUAUUAUUAACCAUCCAGAGAUAAUGAGUCCUUUGGCAAAGUGGCACAGAUCCAAACCGGGCCUAACUGAGCGUUUUGAAUUGUUCAUCAACAAACAUGAACUUUGCAAUGCAUACACGGAGUUAAAUGAUCCUGUUGUACAACGUCAGCGGUUUGCAGAGCAACUGAAGGAUCGACAAUCAGGUGAUGGUGAAGCAAUGGCUUUGGAUGAAACAUUUUGCACAGCUCUUGAGUAUGGCUUGCCUCCUACAGGUGGCUGGGGAUUGGGUAUUGAUCGGCUAGCAAUGUUGUUGACAGAUUCGCAAAAUAUUAAGGAAGUUCUUCUUUUUCCAGCGAUGAAACCUCAAGAUGAACCAUCCGCAAAAGGUACUUGUUAUGUCUUCAGCCAUUUAUUUGUGGCAUACUGCUUAGUUUAUUUGGCAGAAGCAUGUUUUGCUAGACUUACUCUUCGAUUUAGAGUAACUAGUCUUCUCCUGAUUGCUUUUAUUGGAGCUUUAUUAACAGUUUUCAAUUAUGUUUUGAUACUGCAGCUACACAGGGAUUAAGUUAAAAUCUGGCAUUGAUGUUUUGUUGGUUUUUUGUCAAAUGGAGAAGGUAAUUUACUGCAAAGUGUAGGUCCUAUUAUUAAUUUAUUAUAAUACUAUUGGAGCUAGAAAUUUUGAGGAUCUCUGAUUUUGACCCUUGAUCAAGGGUUUGUCACCAUGCCAUAUUUUUAAUAGACAAAAAAUUUCACCCA
Molecule: messenger RNA, 2349 nt
Organism: Malania oleifera
Lineage: Eukaryota; Viridiplantae; Streptophyta; Magnoliopsida; Santalales; Ximeniaceae
Product: lysine--tRNA ligase, cytoplasmic
Exons: 16
Coding region: 131-2158 (675 amino acids)
Biological process (GO): lysyl-tRNA aminoacylation
Cellular component (GO): cytoplasm; cytosol
Molecular function (GO): ATP binding; tRNA binding; lysine-tRNA ligase activity
Source: RefSeq, a predicted model, not a curated record